ACACCCGCUCCGUGACGCCGAUCGGCCGGGGGAGGAACCACACACGCGAUGCGCUGAGCCCGGAAAGCGGCGUGCAAUCCUCCGCCAAAGGGAGGCAGGACACACCGGUCACCGAUCUGCCUUCAAGCGGUGCUCUCUCUCCGCGGACAUCGAUCCGUCUUGGACCGAUCCUGGGAGUGACACUGCGGGGGAUCUCAGGCAUAACAAGUGUGUGUGUGUGCAAGUGUGUGUGUGUGUGUGUGUGUGAUUAGUGAUUAGUGAAUGAAUGAGCGAUGCCAGGUGUGACCAAGUACAAUCUGGUGGACGACUCCCACGACCUGAGGGUUCCUAUGCAUAACGAGGAGGUGUUCCAGCAUGGAGUCUGCUUCGAGGCCAAGUACAUCGGCAGCCUGGAGGUGGGUCGUCCUGGCAGUCGCAUGGAGAUAGUCGCCGCCAUGAGGAGGAUCCGAUACGAGUUCAAACUGAAGAACAUCAAGAAGAAGAAGGUCAACAUCGUGGUGUCCACGGACUUUGUCAAGGUCGUACUGAGGAAGAAGAAGAGAAAAGGCUGGACCUGGGACCAGAACACCAUCUUGGUGUCGGAGGACCCCAUCUACAGGAUUUUUUAUGUCUCGCAUGACGCACAAGACCUGAAGAUCUUCAGCUACAUCGCCAGAGACGGUGAGAGCAACAGUUUCCGCUGCAACGUCUUCAAGUCCAAGAGGAAGUCCCAGGCCAUGAGGAUCGUGCGGACCGUGGGUCAGGCCUUCGAUGUGUGCCACCAGCUGACUCUGCAGCAGAAGACCGAGGACCAGGAGGACCAGGAGGACCAGACCAAGGAGCAGGAGGACAUGUCAGGUUUGACUAGUUCUUAUGACCCGGCAGUGUUUCCUGAAGUCAUCCGUCAGAACCCGGCGGUUCACACUGGAGACCGGACGGGUUCGGCAUUGAAAGGGUGUGCUGGUCCUGCAGCGGAGAGGAGGUUUGCGUGGUCAGAGACUGACCUUGAAGGCACCACAGAGGACAGCAUGGAGGGCACCACCUCAUCAGACCUGGAGAGAAACAAGAAGGUCCCGGGAAAAGACGGGAAGUUCUCCGAUGAUGGCUCUCUCCUUCUGAGCUCGCCCGCCAGCCAGGCUCCUUUGGCGGCUCAGUCCGGUGCAGACAGACCCUGCAGUUCUUCGGAGCAUCGCUUCCAACUCCUGCAGAAAGAAGUGCAGCAGCAGGAGCAACACGCCCUGGCAGCUGCUGCCCAGGUGCACGUGCUGCGAGGCCAGCUCUCCGUGGAGGUGUGCGCUCGGACCGAAGCCCAGACCAGAGUCCAGAGGCUGCUGCAGCAGAACACGGACCUGUUGCAGCACAUUUCCCUGCUGGUCAAGCAGAUCCAGGAACUGGAGCUCAAGGCCGGCGGACACCUGACGUCCAUGGGCUCCCAGGACAGUCUUCUGGAGAUCACCUUCCGCGCCCAGGCCUCCAGCACGCCCAGUGAAGCCCUCACCCCUUCACCCUCCACGGCCACCUCGCUCUCUCUGCAGCAGAUAAGUGACGGCGCUUGGGUCUCCGCCCUGUCCGCCGGGCCCUGCUCCCCGAGCCCCGCAGCCACCGACAGCAGCCCCCCGGGCCUGGGGGGCGGGGCAGUGCGCCUGGAGUGCUUCCGUUUCUCCUCUCUGGGACCGGAGGGUCCAGAGCAAGGCCGAGGCACGGGAGACACACCCGGCGACGGCGUCCCAGAUGACGCUUCUCUGGUCCUGGGGGCUCUGGAGCUGCUCCGGUUCAGGGAGUCGGGGAUCGGAUCGGAGUACGAAUCCAACACGGAUGAGAGCGAUGACCGGGACAGUUGGGGGCUGGGGGAGGCGGCCACGCUGGACGGCGCCAUUCGACUGUUCAACGUGUUGAACGUGGAGAGUCUGUCGGACUGUUUGGGGGAGGAGAUGGCCGUGUAGACGUGCUCUUCACCUGCCCUCAGCCUGCAGACCACAACCCUGCAAUCAUCCUG
Nerophis lumbriciformis (worm pipefish) is the source of this 1975-nucleotide messenger RNA. NCBI's taxonomy places the organism in Eukaryota, Metazoa, Chordata, Actinopteri, Syngnathiformes, Syngnathidae. The record is from RefSeq and is a predicted model, not a curated record.